ACUCUCAUCUUUUCGAGUUGAGAGAGACCAUGAAUGCCAGUGGUUGGUGCCUGUCACAGGUGGGGACGAGGUCCCAUCGCCAUCCCCAAAGCGUUUGCGCACGGAGCAGACAUUGGAAAUCUCACUAUAUGAAGUUGAUGAUGCGCAGAAGAUCGUUGGUCUUGAGGUCAAUGGCGGUUUCUUAUGUCCAUACUCCAUUUGGACGAACCUGAAGUUCCCAUUUCUGAUUGUGAAGGAGGCAUAGUGGUCUUGAAACACUGCAGCAAGGCCUGGGUAUGCUGCGUCCACAGGGCAAAGAGUGACCAGGUGGGCACCUACGCGCAAACUGCUUUGCCAUUAUCCUGCCACAGUGACUUUGUGAGCUUCGAGCACAAUGGAGCUGAAGUGACUUGGGAACAGGUGAUCGAGGCUGUACCAGUGGCGACCAUUACGUUCAAGCCUACACCGCAGCUCACCUGAGAAAGUGUGGAACAUUGAGGUUGACGUGACCUGGAAAGUGACAUCGUUGGCCGCAUUCAUCGCAGCCGUUUCGAGUGUCCCAUGUGAGUCAGUCUUGAUUCAUGCGAAGAAUACAUUUCCGCCGUCUGAUUCCUUCCUUUGUGAUGUUUUGUGACGCAGUGCCCUGUUCAGGUGUUGCCGAUUUCAAGAAGUGGGGACCGUGACGUUGGCAUACGCACUGCUGACAACAGUCAUGUUCGUUUGGCAGCCCGACAUCCAAAUCAUAAACUGAUCUGCGCGGUCAGUAUUCGUCAGAGUGAAUGCUGCGUGAAUGUGAUUCCAGUCCUUUUUCCGGAAAUGUGCCAGGCACAUGUUUGGACGUGUGGUGAUGACAAAGGGGGCGACGCUGCCUUGAGAACCCUGGAUGACCUGUUGUCGCAGCAUGUCGAUGUGAUCAUGGUUGCUUGGGACACCAAAGCGCCGUAUCGUUGCACCAAGGUCAAGAUCAUGGAUUCAAAGCAUGAAGCCGGCUCCAGUUUGUUCCUUGAGACUUGAGGCAUACUCUGGUUGUCAUACCACUCAGCGAUGGGUUCGAAGUCCUUGGAAGAUUCAGGCCGAGUUGCUGACUAUUCCAGCCGGCAUUGACUUAGGUGAAGUUGGAGCCUCAUUUGUCGCAGCUUCACAGAUGAAUACUAGUUUGACUGUGCAUUGUGGGAGCACUCUUUUUGAUCCGGCCAUCAAGACACAUGAAGUUGGUUUGGCUGACACUCUUUCCUUUCGUCUGGCGCCUUUGAAGGGCGGGAUGCCGGGAGCUGAUCAUAGCCCCUAUCGGGGCGAGGUGUGGGCAAUUUUGUUGGCAUUGCAGCGUGUUUGGGCUCCCAGGUUUUUCACUGAUUGCUCAGCUGUGGUUUCGUUGCUCCAGCAAAUGUUGAUGGAUCGGCAAUUAGGUCUGACUUCUCAGGCCUGUAAGCAUUGGGAUCUUUGGGAGCUUUGGACUCAUAUUCUUCGUCGUCCUGUGGGGGCGGUGACGAUUACUAAGGUCUCUUCCCACACUCAAUGGUGGCUUGCACCAUCAGAGUUUGAUUCGUGGUGUGGACGAUGGAAUGACACCGUUGACAAGACUGCAAAGAGGGUACUGACUGGUACACGCAGAGAUUUGCUUGAUAAACUGACCAGCUUAUUUCACGAUGCGGAACGCAAUGCUGCGUUGUUGUUUGAAUUCCACCAGUAUUGGACCGCUGCUUCCUGUGGGGCCAUGUCACAAAAGGACGAUGGACAACAAUCUGCAGGCUCCGUUCCUGAUAUUGAGGGGAUGUACAUGCAGCAAGGAGGCGUUUGUCCUCUCGCCAGGGUACAGUGGUGUGCCGACGUUGACGCACCAUUUGGCGCAACUUUCUCUGAACGAUUUUUCCGAUUGUUUCAGCGAGUUUCUUUGAACCCCGGUGGUGGUGCUGAGGAAAGCUCUAGUCUGUUGGAACUUUACAUUUCAUUUGCUCUUGAUACUCGCACUAUGGCUCCGGUCUACUUUCCCUCACUUAAGAAGAAAACUGCUAGCCGUCCUUAAUACUCAGUUGAGAACUUUCGUACAGAUUUUUAAGUGGCUCAAUUGUCACUGGCACGUUUCCAACCUUGAUUCUUGAUUGCGGCCGGAGGAGGCUUCGCCCACUCGGGUACCUCUCGGCUAGUACCUACGUGUGUGGCCAAAUUCGUUCUACCAAACGGUCCUUGUGCUGGCAAGGCACUGUGGGACUAUUUCCAUCGCAGUCGUAAAGCUACAUACAAUUUGAAGGCGCCGUGGCCGCGGUUGCAACAGGUGGCUCCGCUACCUGACGCGCGCGAGGUUUUUACCUUGCUGUUUGCGCUUUGCAUGCGCUGAGGAUUUUUCCAAUUAGACAAUCACGUCUGCCUUACGCAUAGCCGAGGGUAGCCAUUGCACACGACGCGUGUUUUAAACGACAAAAGCAAAAAGCCCAGUGGUUGGGGGUCUCCGUUCUUUAAGGCCCAUACUGCAUCUCUUUCAAUCUUCGAUGUUCAAUUUUGCCAGGCUGUUUCCUCCAAGUUUGGGGUCGACAGACAUGCAGUAACCCACUAGAGCAGCGGACUGAUGGAAACGAGCUCUCGUGCCAUGUUUAUCUUAUCCAUCGCCUAGCCGGUCAGUACUGCGUGCUGGCUGGAUCCUUCAGACGUUUGCAAGGUUUGCCUGCAUUCACAUUCGGCCGCAAAAUGGCGUGUGAGUGAUGCAAGUGUUCGAGGUUUUGACACAGUCCACCGGUGGUUGAGUUUCAUAGAAUAUAUACGUAUAAUAAUGUAUCAUAUUUAUAUAUAUAUAUAUGCACAAAGUGCUUGGUGUGUCUGGUGGCAAUCAGGCCUUCACGCUCUAAUCAAAUCUGCUGGCACGCUGCUUUCAAUCGCCAUUUCGCUUUGAUACACUUGACGUUUACAGCAUUUCUGCAACACCCUUGAGUUGGAUACAUCACGGCUGUAUCGUGAAACUUUCGAGCAUUUACUUGGAUAACUCCUGGAGUCUGGGAAAGGUAGAAUCUUGCCCCCCAAGAGGAGAUGCGCAUGCACAAUCAAGAUUAAUCAAGAGUAUCAUGCAUGCGUGUAUAUAUAAAUAUAUACACGCAGGGUUAUAGAGAGAGAAGGAGAGAGGGAGAGUCGUAUGUCAUCUGGUUUGUCACAUUGCUUCGCCCUUGAAGUGUUUGCCAACCAAUUUCUUUUUGCUCUGAUAUUCCAAGUUUUUGCACUGGCCCUUCCAGAAUUCCAGCAGAAUAGUGUCCUUGCUUGUAAUGCUUAUAUUUGACCGCGGUGCUUGUUCGCAUGACCAGUCCUUCUGAAAGGUCUGCGCAUUGCGCUAUUCUUCGCAGGUAGAGCCCGUUCUAUGUACGUUGAUUAAAGGUUCCUACAGAUCGCAGUAUCCAAGUAAGUGCAAGACCAAAUGGACAUAUGUGGGCCUGAAAGCUGAGCUGAUGUUGCAAUGACAGAUGGAGUUGGUUUUGACUUUUGUUUGACAUUUCUGUCCCCGCCACCAUUUAACCAGAACCCAAAGGAAUUGAAUCCAAUUUGCUGCUUUGGCUGACCAUGCGGCAUGCAUUUCUUCCUUCACACCCGCACCUUUUUGGACCAGAAGGCGACACUUCCUACAUCACUUUGCUCCUCAUGCGAACCUAUUUAUUUGCUUAUCAAGGCAUUUUGGAGCUCUUUGCACCUGAACCCGCAGGAGGCAGAUGGGAAUCAUUUAUGAGUCAUGAGUGUAUUGGACUUCUUUGGCAAUACCAAGCCCAAGGUAGCCACUUCAACAUUGACUUGCGCAUGAAUUGCAGCAUACAAUUCUUGUGAAAGGCUGUGCUUAUUCUGAAGAUGUUGGAUCGUUUGGAUGGCCACAAGAACGAUCGUGUGGACUUUGCUAACUUUGUGAGCUGUGCAAGGAAGUUGAAAGGCUAUGCCACGAAGGUGGAGAUGAUGACCCUGAUGUACGAUCAUUCCAGGCUGUUGGACACAGUCCAGUCAGAGUUUCAAGAACUGAAAGCGCUCAUUGCUCGCUGACACACCCAGCCCACGAGUGAA
This is a messenger RNA of Durusdinium trenchii, 4005 nucleotides long. NCBI's taxonomy places the organism in Eukaryota, Dinophyceae, Suessiales, Symbiodiniaceae. The record is from the annotation of a GenBank genome assembly.